AUGACUACUAUACCCGAUUUUUUCGCUGGACAGCACGUGUUCCUCACCGGCAUCUCCGGAUUUCUCGGCAAGGUGAUGGUGGAGAAACUGUUGCGGUCAUGUCCUGACGUGGAGGCUAUCUACGUACUCAUUCGAGAGAAGAAAGGAACUAACGGCCAAGAUCGCCUCAACGCGAUCCUGACCGAGAAAUUGUUCGAUAACCUGCGACGUGACAAACCCGAAUGCUUCACUAAGGUGAAGUUCAUCUCUGGAGAUCUGUUGAAGAAUAAAAUUAUACUCCACGACAAUGACCGAAGCAUGCUCCACGACAAAAUCACUGUGGUUAUCCAUUCGGCUGCUUCGGUGCGUUUCUCUGAACCACUCCGUAGCAGCGUCGAAAUGAACCUCAGAGCUACCUACAAGGUCCUUGAGUUCGCGAAGAGCGUGAAAAACCUCGUUUCUUUUGUGCAUGUCUCGACAGCUUACUCGAACUGCCAGUUUAGGGACGUCGGAGAGAGGACUUACAAGUGCGAGCUGAAGCCAGCUCAUGUGAUGUCGAUGUGUGAGUGGAUGACCGAAGAUCUUCUCGAGCACUUGACCCCGAAGCUCUUGAAGGAUAGGCCCAACACCUACACGUUCACAAAAGCCCUAGCCGAAAACCUGGUUGAAGAAUACUCUCACAAAAUGCCCAUAGUGAUAGUUCGUCCAUCGAUUAUCACCGGGGCCGCUUUCGAACCGUUGCCUGGUUGGGUGGACAACUACAAUGGCCCAAACGGGCUCUUGAUCGCACUGGGGACCGGAGUCCUGACCAGUCUCUACACUCAACUCGACUGCACUGCUGACUUGAUACCCGUGGAUCUUGUGGCGAACACGAUCUUGGCAGCGGCGAAGGACACUAAGGAAGGUUUCAAGAUAUACAACUGUACGUCAGGUGGUCAGAACCCCGUGAAAUGGCGGACAUUCAUGGAACAAUCCGUCGACUUCCCGCACCAAUAUCCGACGACGUCGAUUGUGCGUUAUCCGCACCCUCGAAUCACCUCGUAUAAAUUCUUGCAUCAAGCUCGUCUCUUCCUACAGCAUUACGUACCGGCACAAAUGAUCGACGCCGUGCUACGCUGUGCGGGCAAGAAACCGGUGCUCGCGCGUCUCUACGAGCGCCUGUCCAAUUCGAUGGGUCUCUUGGAGUUUUUCUCUACGAACGAAUGGACUUUCGAGAACACGAAUACUCAAAAGCUCUUCGAGAGCCUGCAUCCAAGCGACAAGAGUGAAUUCAACUUCGACGUGCGCACCAUAGAUUGGAAUUCCUAUGUGCAAAGUUACUGUUUCGGUAUUCGUCAAUAUAUCCUCAAAGAGGACUUGACGAAUUUAGAUCAAGCCAAGAGUCAUCUCAGACGUUUGAAGUACGUGAAUUACGCCACAAACGUAGUUUUGGCAGUCGGAGCCUGGAAAGCUUGCUGCGCCGUACUGCCUUGCUCCGAUCUUACCGGUCUUUGUUAG
Molecule: messenger RNA, 1476 nt
Organism: Galendromus occidentalis (western predatory mite)
Lineage: Eukaryota; Metazoa; Arthropoda; Arachnida; Mesostigmata; Phytoseiidae
Product: fatty acyl-CoA reductase 1
Exons: 7
Coding region: 1-1476 (491 amino acids)
Biological process (GO): long-chain fatty-acyl-CoA metabolic process
Cellular component (GO): peroxisome
Molecular function (GO): alcohol-forming very long-chain fatty acyl-CoA reductase (NADP+) activity
Source: RefSeq, a predicted model, not a curated record